This is a messenger RNA of Eucalyptus grandis, 1121 nucleotides long. Its product is annotated as MADS-box transcription factor 23-like. Lineage: Eukaryota; Viridiplantae; Streptophyta; Magnoliopsida; Myrtales; Myrtaceae. Gene Ontology annotation, molecular function: protein dimerization activity; RNA polymerase II cis-regulatory region sequence-specific DNA binding; DNA-binding transcription factor activity, RNA polymerase II-specific. The record is from RefSeq and is a predicted model, not a curated record. Gene Ontology annotation, cellular component: nucleus. The transcript has 8 exons. The coding region runs from base 180 to 881 and encodes 233 amino acids. Gene Ontology annotation, biological process: positive regulation of transcription by RNA polymerase II.
UUGUCUUCUUCUGUUUCUGGAAGUUUAUAAUCACAAGGGUUGUCAGAGAAACGCCGUUCUUCGCCAUCAUCUUUCAUUUCAGCCAGUUUUUCAUCAUUUUUUCUGAUCCUUUCUUGAAAAAAAGAACCAUCAUCCUUUUUGAUCUAGAAAGAUCUGCUCACAAGUGGUGAGAAGCGAAGAUGGUGAAGGGGAAGAUCGCAAUCCGAAGGAUUACUUGCUCGAAGAGCAGGCAAGUGACUUUCUUCAAGAGAAGGACUGGGCUACUGAAGAAGGCAAAGGAGCUCUCGAUUCUUUGCGACGCUGAGAUUGGUGUCAUCAUCUUCUCCUGCACUGGCAAGCUUUACGAGUACGCAAGCACCAGCAUUAAUUCAGUUAUCGAGCGUUAUAACAAAACGAAGCGAGACAACCAGCAACAACAUGUGACUGCCGCGGAGAUCCAGUUUUUGAAAAAGGAGACGGAGAGCACGAUGCAACAGCUGAGGUGUCUGCAGAAAUACAACAGGCAACUGAUGGGAGAAGAGCUUUCGAAACUAAGUUUGGAGGACUUGAAAAACUUGGAAAAUGUGUUAGAGAUGGGUUUGAAGAAUGUCCGCUCGAGGAAGGACCAGACUUUCAUGGAAGAAAUGAGGGAGCUAAAGAGAAAGGCUGAUGACGUUGAACAAGAAAAUGUAGAAUUGCGGAAGAAGUUGAGAGUCUUAAGUCAAGAUCACAGAGAAAUUAAGGGGGAGUUUGCUGCAGAAACUAGUUCGAGUAAAGAAAUGAGCAAGAGUAGCGAUCAAGCAAUGCCGGAUAAAGAUGAUAUACCUGAACGCAUCCAUCUCCAACUAAGCUUGCAACCAAAAGCCCCAUCUUUGGAUGCGCAUGAAACCGAAAUUAAAUAACAAUUGUCAUGGGCGUUGAGGAUUGUCGGAUACACUUCUCAACAAAUAAAUUCCUACGACGGUGUACUAGCUAAUAAAAGUGGAUCCAUGUGGUGUGAAAUUACAUUUUCUCAAACGACGUACCUUUUACAUACAUUUAACACUAAAAUUAGCUAUAAUCUUAAAUCCAUGUCAAUUGAAAUGAACUAUUGUGUGGAAUUUGUUCUUCCAUUUGUACUUGCUUAACAAAUGCGACUACCA